This is a messenger RNA of Cannabis sativa, 1076 nucleotides long. Its product is annotated as putative B3 domain-containing protein At5g66980. Gene Ontology annotation, molecular function: DNA binding. The transcript has 3 exons. The coding region runs from base 378 to 1076 and encodes 232 amino acids. The record is from RefSeq and is a predicted model, not a curated record. NCBI's taxonomy places the organism in Eukaryota, Viridiplantae, Streptophyta, Magnoliopsida, Rosales, Cannabaceae.
UUUUGUUUGUUUCCCAAUAAAUCUCUUUUUGUUUGUUUUGCUUGUUUUCUUUUUCUUUUCGUAAAAACCUUUCAUGGUUAUGUUAACAGUCCGCUAUUUAUUACUGAUAAACAAUUUUGAAUAUGAUUAAUGAUUUUCGUUCUUUAUCAUGUUUAAUAUGUAUUGAUAAUUAUAUAUAUAUUUUUAGAUGAACUUGAACUAGUAUUUUGAUUUUGUUUCAAAAUUUAUUUGCGGGAUUUAAUUACUGAUGAUUGGGUGGUUUUUUUAUUUUUUUUUAUUAAUUUUGAUAGCAAAUUCCUCCGGCAUUUGUUCGGAGAUAUCUGAAAGAGUUUGAGAAAGAAGUAACAUUGAAAGAUGAUAAUGGGAAGUUGUGGUGUAUGGGUUUGGUGAUUAUUGACAAGUACGUGUAUUUUGGGAUGAAUUGGGAGAGCUUUGUGAGAAAACAUUCUCUUGUUUUUGGUGACUUUCUCAUUUUUAAGUUGCAUGGUCAUUCAUUGUUCUCUGUUAAGCUAUUCGGCAGAGAUGGAUGCAACAAAUAUAUUUUGAAUAAUGCUAAAGCCAAUACUCUUAACAACACUACUACUGUCAAGACUGAAGUACAAGAAGAAGAGCAGUAUCCCCCUUAUACUGUCAAAAAGCGGUUUAAACGAUCCACAAAUAAAACAUCAGGUUUAACUAAACUCACUAAUCAACAUAAAACAAAUAAGAAAGCAGCUUCAACACUUGUCAAAAAGCAUAAGAGGAACCCUCGUUUCAAAUCGAUAAUUAGUGACUGUGAAUCUAGUAAAGCUUGGGUGUCUAUUCCUCGUUCAGUGUUCAAAGGGGUCAAAUUGUGCCCAGAAAUCGUGCUUUGUAAUGAGAAUAACAAGAAGUGGCGUGUGAAGUGCACAUUAAGGAAAGAUGGUCGAGCUGCUUUAACUGUUGGUUGGUCAGAGUUUCGAAAACAGAACAAUCUGAAACCAAAUGACACUUGUGUAUUUGAACUACUUGUCGUUGGCAACCAACACAACAAAUGCACUGAAAUUAAAGUGAUGAAGCCCUCCAACACUAAACCCUGUGCCAAACUUAAGAUUUAG